GGGACCUGGACCAGUGGCUCUCCCCACCCCCUACUUUAUAAAGGCCCCCGGAGGCUAAGGGACGCUGCACUGCUACACAGCUGCCCAGCCUGGGAACACUGGAUGGCCCUGCCCCAACCUCUGCUUCCGGUGCUGGCAGCUCAGAUCAUGGGAGGCACCCGCUUCAGAGUCUUUCUUGUCCUACAAGCGCUGCGCUUGCUGACUCUGUUGGAAAUUGAAUCUGGGAACAUCGCUGCCUCUGCCUCCACAGCCUGUGCUCGGUGGUGCCCUCCAAACUCCUCAUGUGUCAAUGCCACCGCCUGUCGCUGUCAUCCAGGAUUCAGUUCUUUAUCUGGGGAGAUCAUCACCAGCCCCUUGGAGAGUUGUGAUGACAUCAACGAGUGUGGACCACCCCUGACAGUGCCCUGUGGAAAAUUCGCAGACUGCCAGAACACGGAGGGGAGCUACUACUGCACAUGCCAACAGGGAUACGAGAUGGUUUCUGGGGCAAAAGUGUUCAGAAAUGCGAGUGAGAACACAUGUCAAGACAUAGACGAAUGUACGCUGAAUCCCAGAAUCUGUAAGGGCCGCCAAAUCUGUGUCAACACCCCAAGCAGCUACAUCUGCAAGUGCCCAUCUGGCUUCAAGUUCGACCAGGCGCACCCGAAGCUGUGCUCAGAUGUGAACGAAUGUGCUUCGGAGCAAAAACCAUGCCACAAAUCCACACACUGCCUCAACACUGUGGGCAGUUAUAACUGCCGCUGCCGCCCUGGCUGGAAGCCAAUGCCUGGGUCCCCCAAUGGCCCAAACAACACCAUCUGUGAAGUGGACUUCCCCACCUGGACCCUGCCCCCCGGAAUCAAGAGCCAGAGUCUCUCCCGCUUCUUUGAAGAGGUCAAGGAUCUGGGCAGAAACUUCAAGCCUGCCGUGGCCCAGGACACCAUCAAGAAACUCAUCGAGUCAUUGGACAACUUACUGGAAGACCCCCAGGACCUGGAGACCCUGGCCUUGCCCUCCCGGCACCACAUAGCCACCUACCUGCUGUCAGGCCUCGAAGAAGUCCUGAGGACCCUGGCCUUGGCCAUGCCUAAAGACUCCUUCACCCACCAUUCCCCUAAGAACACAGAGCUGUCCCUGAUGAUCCAGGAGCAAGGAAAUGGAAAUGUCACCAUGGGCCAGAGCCAUGCGCGGAUGCUGCUGAACUGGUCUGUGGCAGCUGGAAGCAACAACUCAGGUCCCUCCAUGGUAGGCAUGCUCUCCAGCGAAAACAUGAAAAAACUGCUGGACAACGCCUCCUUGAAGCUGGACCCCGAGAAGAAAGCCAAGCUGGAAAAGAUACAUGAGAGUCCUGUCAACGGUGCCAAACUCGAGCUCCUCUCUGCUGUCAACUCUGUCUUUCUGAGCAACAAGAACACGGAGAAACUAGACUCCCCUGUCACCUUCGCCUUCUCCCACACUUGGAAGGAGCCUAAGGAACACCAGGAGCUGAUCUGUGCCUUCUGGAAGGGUGACAAUGUCAGUGGCGGGUACUGGGCCACCACAGGCUGCUGGAAGCUGGGCAGCCAGAAUAAAAGUACCACCUGUCGAUGCAGCCACCUGAGCAGUUUUGCCAUCCUCAUGGCCCACUAUGACAUCCAGGAUCCAAAGCUGGCCCUGAUCACCAAGGUGGGACUGGCACUGUCGCUGGUCUGCCUGCUGCUGUGCAUCCUCACCUUCUUGCUAGUGCGGCCCAUCCAGGGUUCCCGCACUACCGUGCACCUGCACCUUUGCAUCUGCCUGUUUGUGGGCUCCUCCAUUUUCCUGGUGGGUGUCGAGAAGAAAGGCGAACAGAUGGGGCUCCGCUGUCGCCUAGUGGCCGGACUACUGCACUACUGGUUCCUGGCCGCCUUCUGCUGGAUGAGCCUCGAGGGCCUGGAGCUCUACUUUCUCGUGGUGCGCGUGUUCCAGGGCCAGGGCCCGAGGAAGCGGUGGCUCUACCUGAUCGGUUACGGCGUGCCCGGCCUCAUCGUGGCUAUCUCGGCGGCUGUCUCGGCGGCUGCCCUCAACGGCGAGGGCUACGGCCAUAAAUUCCACUGCUGGCUGGACCGCCAACAAGGCUUCCACUGGAGCUUCCUGGGACCCGUGAUUUUCAUCAUUUUGUGCAAUGCUGUCAUCUUCGUGACAACUGUCUGGAAGCUCACUCAGAAGUUCUCUGAGAUCAACCCAGACAUGAAUAAAUUAAAGAAGGCGAGGGUGCUGACCAUCACUGCCCUGGCACAGUUCUUCCUGCUGGGCUGCACCUGGGGCUUCGGCCUGUUCCUCUUCAACCCGAGGAGCGAGGUGCUGGCCUACACCUUCACCAUCCUCAACUGCCUGCAGGGCCUGUUCCUCUUCCUGCUGCACUGCCUGCUCAACAAGAAGGUGAGGGAGGAGUACCGGAAAUGGGCCUGCAUGGUCACUGGGAACAAGUACUCAGAGUUUGCCACGUCUACAUCGGGGUCCAGCCACAACCAGACUCGGGUCCUCAGGCCCUCCGAGUCUGGCAUGUGAAUAUGCAGUUCUGGCCAGGCCAGCAACUCCUGUGGCCUCAGCAGCUUUUGCACGUGCUGAAGACUGUCCCCUUCUCUCCGACCACUCAGCUCCUUCUGUCAUCCUGCCCCCAUGUGUGCAUCGGGGAGGAGGAGCUUACAGUUGUUGCCUGACGCCAAACCCGAGUACACAGCUCGGGUGGAAAGUCAGACCUGAGGGGCCUGCUUCUAGCUCCCUCUGCUGCACCCCAGCUAGGAUCCAGGGUGGGCUGGAGCUGGCCCAGGUACACAAUGCCCCGAAAGGCUGAGGCUCCUGUGCCCACCUGGCCUCCCACUCACCUGUCUCUGCUAUAGAACAAGAGGCAAGAAUGCUGCGGUUCAAUUUUCCUGUUAAGCUAAGACUGAGGUCAGGGAUGGGAGAAGGGAAGGGCCCUUCCUGGCUUCACUGCCUGUGGCUCACGGUACAGAGACCUACCUGCCCCACACCGGGGCAGAGGGUUCUCACUGUUAUGAAGAUGUUGGAUGUUGUGUAAUGUUGUUUUUUUUUUAAUCUGUAUAAACUUUUCAAUGUUGACACUUAAAAUUAAAUCUCACAGAUACAGAA
This is a messenger RNA of Hipposideros armiger (great roundleaf bat), 3090 nucleotides long. It is a transcript of the gene ADGRE5, whose product is annotated as adhesion G protein-coupled receptor E5. Gene Ontology annotation, molecular function: calcium ion binding; G protein-coupled receptor activity. The record is from RefSeq and is a predicted model, not a curated record. Gene Ontology annotation, cellular component: plasma membrane. NCBI's taxonomy places the organism in Eukaryota, Metazoa, Chordata, Mammalia, Chiroptera, Hipposideridae. Gene Ontology annotation, biological process: cell surface receptor signaling pathway; adenylate cyclase-activating G protein-coupled receptor signaling pathway. The transcript is spliced from 19 exons. Bases 103 to 2508 code for a protein of 801 amino acids.